This is a messenger RNA of Botrytis fragariae, 1653 nucleotides long. Its product is annotated as putative swim zinc finger family protein. NCBI's taxonomy places the organism in Eukaryota, Fungi, Ascomycota, Leotiomycetes, Helotiales, Sclerotiniaceae. The coding region runs from base 1 to 1653 and encodes 550 amino acids. The record is from RefSeq and is a predicted model, not a curated record. The transcript has a single exon.
AUGUCGUCCCCGCUUCCAAAUUUCUGCGACCUCUAUAUCAGCAAGACCAUGCAUGCAACACGUAGUGGUCAGAUCUACUCCCAUGAACCCUUGAGAAGGGAAGUUACUUCUGGUGACGGGGAUUCUGAUAGCGAUAGCAACUAUUCAGGAUACCCCGAUAAUGACGACGGCGAUGAAGAACAUAAUCAGGGCAGAGAGAGAAGACCCCAGGAAUUUGGCGUCUUCUCGGAGGAUGAAGAUUCUGACGAUGAAGCACUACACACUGUGCUCGCUGUCGAUCAUUGCAGAUUGGUACGAUCAAGGAGACAGUCAAGGGAGCAAUUGAGUCCAUACUUCGCUUUCCAAGUUGGUGUGGCGGAGGUUGAAACCCGCAGUAUUCGAAUUGGCUCAUUAAGGCAAGGAGGAGAAGAGAAGUGCUCGUGCGGAAAAGAGCUUUGCUUCCACGUUGCCAGGCUGAAGUCGGCAAUGGGCAUAGACGCCGGCGACGACUGUUACGAACGCCUUAACGAGCGUGGCAUGUCCAAUGUAUGUGAAGACCUUGGAUGGGAUUUCUCAGACGAACCUUAUCUUUUUCCAGCCCCUCAAUGGUCGCUUAAGAAUGAGAGACCAAGGACAAGUACAACAACCCGCGAAAGGGAGGCUGACGUCAGGGACAUGUUAUCAUUUUUUCAUCCACAAGCAGUGGCAGACGAGUACCGAGAUAUUUUUGAUUUCGCUGUGCACAACGACGCCGUCCUUGUUCCCUAUAACCUGGAAGCAACUCUGGCCAAAUUACUGACUCAAGAUGAUGUCAUCUUUCAUCGAUUUGAACAACACAUCCCCAGAGAGCGCCGUGAUAUUAUGUAUCUACACAAGAUGGAGGACAAAUUCAACGAAUCACUCCGACAACUAGAUGACUAUGCAGCUUCCGGCAAUCUUUCAAAUUGGGAUGCCAUGGCGCCAUUCGACAACGUUGGUUUUGAACACAAUGUACCAUGGUGUGCCCAAGCUCUCAUACACAUCAGUGACUCAAUGAGGGACAAUCUGAGGUGGAGAGUCGGUAUGAGUAGGAAUAAUCAACUACAAGCAGCAGCAACGUUGAUCCGAAUGCUGGAGGCUAUUCGCUCGCGCAAUGUCGACGUAUACUCUAACCAUUCUUUUCGGCGCAACAGACCUCACGGAGAACAGUUAACGAAUCGAAACCUCUACUUGAACUUACUUGGUCCACAAUCUGAGAAUGUUCCAGAUAGAAGCGACUUUAUUAUUGAUGCACUUGAAUAUUUGCCUGGGAACGUCGUUGCCGCAGGUGAUUUUGUCAAUCGCUUAGAUCGUCUUCGCGCCGACUUGAGCAGUGUAGCAUUCGUUUCUCCGAGACGACUUUAUGUGAACAGAUUGGGACAGCUCAUUUCAAAGCUCAGAGUAAAUUAUGGGCUUCCUCCAGUUUCUGUUUCGUCAGCCAGGCCGGCUGCAAGCGCUGCUUCUACCGACCUCAGCUCUUCCUACAGUGUUGGACCAAGCGCUUCGUCGUAUGCCGUAGCUGGCCCGUCGUCUCUCGAAGUACCUGAUUCUUCUUUAAGAAAUAGACGAGGUUCCUCAACUCGUUCAACAUUGGGAAAGCGGUCCGGCAGAUCUGCUAGUUCCAAUGAUCGACGUGGAAAACGCGCCAUGAAGUAA